AGGUACGUUAGAGGUGGUAUCACGAUAAAAAAGUUGGAUGUAAGCAUCUUGGACGCCCCGAGUCCUUGGUCGUCGUUCAUUUCGUGACCCGUAAGACAGAAUGACGGUAAAUUUAGAUUGUCUUUUCUUGCUUUGUCUUUAAGAAACUGGUUAAGAAUUUGUUGAUGAUAACUUUCCAUGGAGGACGUAAGUUGAUACUUUUUAGCAAAAUGAAAAUGUCAAAAUGGAAAGUGCAUUGACGAACAACACCAUGAGCUUUCUCUUCCUCCCCACUGCCACGGAUGAUGCCUCGUGCAGAAAAUCGGCUUUUAUGCCUCUGGUGCUGACACUAUUGUGCUAAAAGUCCUGUUGUAUAAAGGGGAGUAUAGUGAUCAAAGAGCGCAGCACUUUGUGGGCGGACAGAGUAAGCGUGUCCGUGUAGACGGAUUUGAUUAUUGCACGCUUCUGGACCUGACUGAUGUGCGCUACAACUGUUUCCAUUUGAUGGUGUCGUGGAGCAGCACAUACCUAUUUUUAGGGAGAACGAACAAGCUCAAGCAGCAUGGAUCGUGAGCGAGAACGAGCCCGACGUCGGACGGACUUGGCGACGACAUUGCCCGAUGGACGGAAGGUGUACCGGACCCAGCAACUAGCCAACCGGAAGAGGCGCACCACAGCGAGCAGUAGCGCUACAUCGGCUCCUUCUGGAGGCAGGGCCGCGCGCGGUAAGGAUAAGGACACCGCUUUUAUUAAGGAAGACGACAGACC
Messenger RNA from Amoebophrya sp. A25, 747 nucleotides. The record is from the annotation of a GenBank genome assembly. Lineage: Eukaryota; Dinophyceae; Syndiniales; Amoebophryaceae.